CACCCGACGGUGCUUUUCUGGCAUCAGUGAUUGACAUGCUCGACAACAACACAAAGCAUCUCAGGCAGACUGAUUCAUUUUAGUUUGUAACUGAAGCCGAGAUGCCCGAUCAAAAUUCAGGCGACCAAUAUUCGACGUGGGUCGGUUUGAUAUAUGUUUUCAACUUGAUCGUUGGCACAGGGGCUUUGACAUUACCUGCUGUUUUUAGUAAAGCAGGAUGGGCUCUUGGAUUAAGUAUAAUUUUAAUAUUAGCGUUCAUAAGCUUUAUCACAGUUACAUUUGUCAUCGAGGUAAUGGCAUCUGCCAAUGCUAUAGUAACUUGGCGACACAUUCAAUAUCGAAAGCGAGUAUGUUUUUCUCAAGAUUCGUCUUUCAACGAAUCAGAAUCUGAGGUACAACAAUGUUUAGGCGAAUCUGGGUCGCCAAAUUCAGAUUCCGAAGAUACUCCGCUUGUUACACCAUUUUUAAAUAAUCCCGAUUACGCAGACAUGACAUAUCGAUAUUAUGUAAUUUCUGAUAAAAUAGAGAUGGGUCAGAUGGCAACAAUUUUUUUUAAUAAGUUUGGCACAACUCUAUUCUAUCUGUGUUUUGUUACGUAUCUUUAUGGAGAUCUGAGUAUUUACGGAGCAGCCGUUGCAAAGACUCUAGCUGGUGUUGCUUGUACCUAUCAGCCAAUGAACUAUACGUGUAAUGAUACAAUACCAGAUACUGAAAUUUGUUGGGAAGAAUACACUCUUAAUCGUCAACAUGCAUAUAGGAUAUUUCUUAGUAUAUUUGUUUUGUUAUUGGGGCCUUUUGUAUUUUUUAAUAUUCAAAAGACCAAGUAUCUUCAACUAUUAACAUCAGCAAUGCGAUGGCUUGCAUUUACUAUCAUGAUUGUGUAUGCUUUAAAAAAUCUAUUCAUUCAUGGUGCACAAGGAAAUCCUCCAGCAGCAAAUAUCGUUGGUAUUCCUACUUUAUUUGGUGCCUGUAUUUAUUCAUUUAUGUGUCAUCAUUCUUUACCCGCGUUGGUCGCUCCAAUUGAAAAUAAGUCUACUUUAAGUCGAUUUUUAGCGCUGGAUUACCUUUUGAUAGCAUUUUUUUAUCUUUUAUUGGCAUUAACCGGAGCGUUUGCUUUUAAACAUUUAGACGACCUUUACACGUUAGACUUUAGUCCCCGCGGGUCUGGAGAUUGUUCCAAAAGUAAUAAUAUUUUUAUUAUUCUUAUAGAAUAUUUUUUGGCACUCUUUCCAGUAUUUACUUUAAGUACGAGUUUUCCAAUUAUAGCUAUUACUCUUAGAAACAAUUUAAAAUCGCUAUUCCGCGGCGAGGACGCGUCUUAUUCGUGUCUUAACAAACUUGUCUUCCCAAUAUUGACAGUGUUGCCACCGUAUCUAAUUGCUCUGAGCACCAAAGAUUUGUCUAUAUUAGUUGAAAUUACUGGAUCAUACGCUGGAGCAGGAAUUCAGUAUUUGAUUCCAACAUUUUUGGUGUAUUAUGCUAGGCAAAAGACAAAUAAAGUUAUAGGUCUCGGUGUUGUUAACAAAUUUGCAAGUCCGUUUUCUAGUCAUUAUUGGCUCGUGUUUGUUGUAAUUUGGGCUAUCGCUUGCAUGAUUCUAGUAUCUGUCAAUUUUAUACAAGUGCAUAAGAAUUUUACAGAAUAAUCUACUUUGAAUAAAAAGCUAUAAACUAUAAAAUCAAAAACAUUAGAAGAAAAAAGGGAUUACAUAAUGGUGCAGAAUGUAUUAUUCUAUUUAAAAAAUUUUUAAAUACUACAGGAUGUAUACAUAUCUAAAAUAAUUUCAUUUAAUCUAAAAUUUAAUCAUUUGCAAUAGCCUUCAUAAUUGUUAAUAUGAUGUUAAUGAUUUUAAUAUUUAAUGUAUUUUUUUUUAACGUUAGAAUCAUGAUCGAAAUAUGUGAAAUAUUCAACAAUUUCAGUAACAAGUUUACUAAUAUGUAAACGACCGUUUUAAAAAAUUUUCUUGUACUUAUUAUUCAAAAUGAAGGAUAACUUAGAUAUAGAAUGUCAGUAGAGAUGAAUGACUGUCAUUGAUAUCAGGAGAUAUUAAUAUUAUUUCUAUUGUUUCCUUUCCAUUAGCACCAUUAUC
This is a messenger RNA of Colletes gigas, 2087 nucleotides long. Its product is annotated as hydroxyacylglutathione hydrolase, mitochondrial. Lineage: Eukaryota; Metazoa; Arthropoda; Insecta; Hymenoptera; Colletidae. The record is from RefSeq and is a predicted model, not a curated record. Gene Ontology annotation, molecular function: hydroxyacylglutathione hydrolase activity. Bases 102 to 1643 code for a protein of 513 amino acids. The transcript has 6 exons.